CCCUACACCCUACCCCUCCGUUUGCGCGUUCACGCGAAGGGUCCGCCAUAUUGAGGGCUGGUCCAAAGCAAUCAGGGCGGAGGCGUAGUGGGUUAUAAAAGCCUCCGACAGCGAGUUUGCAUGGAUGCAGGCUUGAUAAUCUCACUCCACAGGUGUGCAACCGUUUUUCGGGCAUGGAGGAAACAACGUCAUACAAAUGAUGACCUGUUCUGCAAAAAACGCAAUGCUGCCAAAGAAGCAUGGGAGUCAAUCAUUAAGGAACUGGACCUUGGGCAACAUGUGUCUCACAAACAGGCCUCCAAGAAAUGGGAGAAUCUAAAAAAGAAAUACAAGGAACUUAAAAGGCCAAGGACUGGAACAGGGACUGAUCAGGAGGAAGAAACCCCUGCAACAUGGCCCUUCUUCAUGGCCAUGGAUGAGGCCAUAGGUGCAAGGCCUUCAAUUAGUCCUCCUGUCCUUGUUGCCUCAGCCUUGGCAAACCCCACAAUCCUCUUUGAUCCGGAGGCUGCUUCCUGCUCCUCUUCCUUCCCCCCCCCAAAUGUGGCUGAUGAUCCAGACCCCUCACCACCCUCAUCACUGUCUGAGGCUGGAACCACCCAGCAGCCCCCCCCCCCCAAAAAAAGAAAAGGUGCUAUGGGAGUGCUGGAGUGCCUAGAACGCGAGGCAGAAAAAGAGGACGAACGCCACAGAGAAAUAAUGCAGCAUUCAGAUACAUUUCUAACCCUGUUCGAAAAAAUGGUCGACAAAAUGUGAUUUAUUUUUCCCCCCCCACCAUUGGCUAUUUCUAUGUCUGAUUAUUGAUGUUACUUAAAAGACUUGUUUUUGUUCGCUUGUAUUAUUUAUUUGGAAGACAAUAAACAUAAUUUAACGUAC
Gymnodraco acuticeps is the source of this 873-nucleotide messenger RNA. RefSeq lists its product as uncharacterized. The transcript has 4 exons. The coding region runs from base 121 to 753 and encodes 210 amino acids. Lineage: Eukaryota; Metazoa; Chordata; Actinopteri; Perciformes; Bathydraconidae. The record is from RefSeq and is a predicted model, not a curated record.